Messenger RNA from Vigna radiata var. radiata (mung bean), 3148 nucleotides. RefSeq names its product TMV resistance protein N-like. The transcript is spliced from 4 exons. Gene Ontology annotation, molecular function: ADP binding. Gene Ontology annotation, biological process: defense response; signal transduction. Bases 24 to 3095 code for a protein of 1023 amino acids. Lineage: Eukaryota; Viridiplantae; Streptophyta; Magnoliopsida; Fabales; Fabaceae. The record is from RefSeq and is a predicted model, not a curated record.
GAGAAAGGAGAGAAUCGAUUUCAAUGUCAGGAAGUUCAUCAUCAUUCGUCAUGCCUACUUCUGUAACUAGAUACGAUGUGUUUUUAAACUUCAGAAGAGAAGACACUUGUGAAAACUUCAUUAGUCACCUUUAUGGAGCGCUGCAGAGGAAGCACAUUGAAGCAUAUAUUGAUUACGAACUACAAAGGUGUGAAGAAAUUUCACCUGCAAUUCAAACUGCAAUAGAAGAAUCAAAGAUCUAUGUCGUGGUUUUCUCUGAAAACUAUGCAUCUUCAAAGUGGUGUUUGAAUGAACUGACUAAGAUACUGGAUUGUAAGAAUAGAUAUGGAAGGAAUGUGAUACCAGUUUUCUACAAGGUGGAUCCAGCAACUGUCAGGAAACAGGAAGAGAGAUACAAAGAAGCAUUCGAAGAGCAUGAACAGCAGUUUAAGGAAGACAUCAGCAAAGUGCAAAGAUGGAAGGAUGCUCUAACAGAAGCUGCUGGACUCUCCGGUGUUGAAGAAAUUAUAGAAGAUAUUUUGAAAAAAUUGAAUCCUUAUUCUAUCAGUUACAAUCAAGGAAUCAUCGGCAUUGAAAAACAUAUUGAAGAAAUUCGGUUUUUGUUGCGUCUUGAGUCAGAGAAUACUCGGAUCAUAGGAAUUUGUGGCAUAGGAGGAAUAGGAAAAACUACAAUUUCUAAGCAAUUAUAUCACAAAUUUGCAAUGCAUUUUGAUUCACAUAGCCUUAUUUUAGAUGUUCAAGAAAAACUACAAAGAGAGGGAAUACACGACAUCAUAAUAAAAUAUCAGUCUGAACUUCUAAAGGAAGCACCAUCCCAUUUAUCACAUUACAAUGAACGGAUCAAACGGACAAAGGCCCUCCUCAUUCUUGAUGAUGUGACCGAUUCAACUAUACUUAGCAAAGUAAUGAGAGAGCGUAGCUUUGGGAAAGGCAGUAGAAUCAUUAUGACCAGUAGAGAUAGACAAGUGCUAAAGAAUGCUGGGGCUGAUGAUAUCUACGAACUUAAGGAGUUGAUUUUUCAUGAUUCUCUAAAACUUUUUAACUUACAUGCUUUUAAACAAAAUUCUUCAGAAGAAAUCACUUACAUGGACUUGUCAGUAAAGAUGUUGAGAUAUGCAAAAGGGGUUCCGUUAGCUCUCCAAAUUUUGGGUUCAUUGUUAUAUGGCAGACAAAGAGAAGCAUGGGAAAGUCAGUUGCAAAACUUGGAGAAGUGUCAAGAUCAUGAUAUUUUCAACAUAUUAAAAUUAAGUUAUGAUGGGCUCCGUGAAGAGGAGAAAAAUAUAUUUCUUGACAUCGCUUGCUUUUAUAAAGGACACAACGAGAUUGUGGUAGGAGAAACACUAAGUGACUGUGGUUUCUCUUCUAAGAUUGGAAUGGAUGUUCUCAAAGAUAAAUGCCUCAUAUCUAUCUUGGAUGGUAGAAUUGUGAUGCACGAUCUAAUACAAGCAAUGGGUCGAGAAAUUGUUAGUAAAGAGUGUCUUCAGCAUCCUGGAAAACGUAGUCGAUUGUUCAAGGCUAACGAAAUUCAUGAGAUUUUAAGAAAUAACAAGGGUGUGCCCUUAAACUUUCAAAGUCUCAAGAAGCUCUGUAUAAUAGAUCUCUCAAAUUGUUCUUCCCUUACAAUCUUUCCAUUUGACCUUUCUGAGAUUAAAUUCCUAAACAAACUUCGUCUCAGUGGUUGCUCAAAAUUGAAAAAUUUCCCCGAGAUUGAGAACACGAUGGAAUAUUUAGCGGUUCUCCUCUUAGACGCGACAGCCAUACAGGCACUACCUUCAUCCUUGUGGCAUUUGGUAGGACUUCAAGAACUGAGUUUGAGCCGUUGCUGGAAUCUUGAGAUUAUUCCAUCUUGCAUUGGAAGGCUCACCAGACUAUGCAAAUUAGACCUUGCCUACUGUCUAUCACUUCAAACUUUUCCAAGCACCAUUUUCAAAUUGAAGUUGAGGAAACUUGAUUUGAGUGAAUGCGUUAAGUUGAGAACCUUCCCAGAGAUCACGGAGCCGGCACAAACUUUUACUCAAAUUAACUUAACAGAUACGGCUGUUAAAGAACUCCCUUCCUCAUUAGGCAAUUUGGCUAAGCUUCGAUCCCUAAAGCUCAACAGGUGCACUGAUCUCGAGUCACUUCCAAACUCCAUUGUUAAUCUAAAGCAUCUCUGUAAACUUGAUUGUUCGGGGUGUGCCAAAUUAACAGAAAUCCCAACACACAUUGGUAGCUUGUCUUCAUUAAUGGAACUGUCACUGAGUAAUAGUGGAAUCGUGAACCUUCCCGAGAGCAUGGCUCAUCUUUCAGGCUUGAAAUCGCUUGAUUUAAGCGAUUGCAAAAAGCUUGAAUGCAUUCCACAUAUUCCCCCAUUCCUAAAUCAACUGGUGGCAUUGGAUUGCACAUCCAUUAGAGGAGCGAUGUCAAAUUCUCCUGUGCGAAACCUCUCAAACUCCAAAGACAGUUUCUUCCGAUUUCAUUUGACCAAUUCUCAACAACUGGAUUCAGGUGGUCGUGCAAACAUUGAGGAGGAUGCAAGGCUUAGGAUGAGCAACGAUGCAUAUGAGUCUGUGUGCUUCUGUUUUCCAGGAACUGCAGUUCCUCAUUGGUUUCCUUUUCGCAGCGAAGGACCUUCACUGACUAUAAAUGAAGAUUUAAGUUUCUGCAGCGAUGAUAGGCUCAUUGGUUUCGCUUUGUGUGUGGUUUUUGAAGUGUUAGAUACGAAUGAUAUUAAAGGCAGAUGCAGUUCUUUUGUUUACAGCCUAAAAUUUGAAUGUGAUGAUGAUGGCACACAGAUAAUUCCAAAUAAUGAUGUGUUAAACACCUAUUUCACAUGGCAUUUAAGUGACAGAGUCCUUGAUAAAGAUCACACAUUCAUGUGGAAAUUUAACUUGGAGAGCCUAAGGAGGAGAGGCAUGAACCUUAGGAGGCUCAGUGAUGCUCGCAGCUUCACUUUUGAGAUCAGUAUAUGUACAAGUAAUUAUGAUAAUCUGUGGCCAGAUUAUAUUACAGUAUUGACAAUAAAAGAAUGUGGAGUGUGCCCUCUUUAUAGAAGCGGAAGCAGUGUUGGAGAGUCUUCAAAGGAAACAAAGGAAGAUAGGAAGAGGAAGGCAUAAAGCUACUUAGUGGGUUAGUCUCUUGCUUUUCUGCUAAUUGGUCUUCCCUUGGU